Messenger RNA from Ahaetulla prasina, 537 nucleotides. Its product is annotated as protein S100-A6-like. NCBI's taxonomy places the organism in Eukaryota, Metazoa, Chordata, Lepidosauria, Squamata, Colubridae. Gene Ontology annotation, molecular function: calcium ion binding; S100 protein binding. The transcript has 3 exons. Bases 165 to 437 code for a protein of 90 amino acids. Gene Ontology annotation, cellular component: perinuclear region of cytoplasm; nucleus; cytoplasm. The record is from RefSeq and is a predicted model, not a curated record.
CAACCAGAGGUCUCUUGGGGGCCAGGCUUGGCCAGGCCAGGCCCCUCCCCUCCUGAUAAAUUUGGGCUCCCCCCUGGGUGAGUCUACCACUUUCUCUUCUCCAGCCGUCCGGUGACACCCUCCUUUUUUCCGUGCCAUCCCUCUCCCGGUUCCGAGUUCGAAUCAUGUCCUGCCCUGUGGACACAGCCCUCUGCACCUUGAUUGCCGUUUUCCACAAAUAUGCCGGCAAGGACGGCAAAAAGAACAGCCUGAGCAAAAGCGAGCUGAAAGAACUGAUCCAGAAAGAGAUGACCAUCGGCCCGAAAUUGCACGAAAGCGAAAUCCAAGGGCUGAUGGAAGAUUUGGACCGCAACAAGGAUCAAGAGGUCAAUUUCCAGGAAUACGUUACCUUCAUAGGUGCUUUGGCCAUGAUUUACAAUGAAGCUUUGGCCAGCUAGCCUGGACGGACGGACGGGAAACGGGGACUGAAAGAAAACCAGGCCCUCGUCAGAAUUUAAGAAGAUAAAAAAAAAGAAAGAAAAGUUUUUUCCAAACUUU